AUGAAACAAUACGAUCUUCGACCAGAUCGUCCUAAAACAGGAGAUGGUUUUUUUAAAAGAAUCCAUUUAGGACUGCAUGAUGACGAUGAUGUAUACGAUAACAUAAAACAUAGAGGUCCACCUAAAACUCGUUGGCUACGAGCAAUAGCCGCCCAUCUUCAACAAGCUAUAGUGCGAGCUACAUUUGAUGGGGCGAGAGGAGAAAAACGAACAGGAAAAGUUUCACUAUCCAAUGCUGCAACAAUAACUGCUUUAAAGAGCAUUGAUUUACAAACCACUUUUAUCAAAGGUGAUUUUGCCAAAAAGGCGAAUCGACUUGAAUUUAAACUAGUCGAAAAGAAAGCUCAUUAUUUCGAUGGUCAAAAUAAACCUCGAGAAACAGCAGUAGCUUAUUAUCUAUCUUUUCGCCUUCUUAAAGAAACUCCACAGCUACGUACUGUCAUAUAA
Molecule: messenger RNA, 447 nt
Organism: Rotaria socialis
Lineage: Eukaryota; Metazoa; Rotifera; Eurotatoria; Philodinida; Philodinidae
Source: the annotation of a GenBank genome assembly